Molecule: messenger RNA, 2919 nt
Organism: Venustampulla echinocandica
Lineage: Eukaryota; Fungi; Ascomycota; Leotiomycetes; Helotiales; Pleuroascaceae
Exons: 3
Coding region: 1-2919 (972 amino acids)
Molecular function (GO): ADP binding; protein binding
Source: RefSeq, a predicted model, not a curated record
AUGCGGCUUCUUCACUUCGAUAGCUCCGAGAGGCUGACCCAAACGAAUUUUAGCGGGAAAACAAUUCCUCCAUAUGCCAUUCUUUCACACACCUGGGGUGGUGACGAGUUCCUCUUCGAAGAUCUAGUGAAUGGCACUGGUAAAAGCAAGGUUGGCUAUGAAAAGAUUCUGUUCUCUGGUGAGCAAGCGGCUCGUGACCAUUUACAGUACUUCUGGGUCGACACAUGUUGUAUUGACAAAUGGAACCUCCGUGAGCUUUCAAGCGCGAUAAACUCUAUGUUCCGAUGGUAUAGAAAUGCAUCAAAAUGCUACGUAUAUCUCUCGGAUAUCUCGACACCUAUAACAGAUGAACAACUACACCAGAGUGUAUGGGAAGCAUCUUUUCGAAAGAGCAGAUGGUUUACUCGAGGCUGGACGCUUCAGGAGCUUAUAGCUCCUGCAUCAGUCGAAUUCUUCUCCUUAGAACGUCGGCGGUUAGGUGACAAAGAAUCCCUCGAGCAGCAGGUAUAUGAGAUUACUGGAAUUCCAGUCGCCGCUUUACGGGGUGACCCUCUAGAGAAUUUCAGUGUAGGGGAUCGAAGGGCAUGGACGGUAGGCCGCCAGACAACGCAAGAAGAAGAUAUCGCAUACUCUUUGAUUGGGAUUUUCGGCGUGUCUAUGGAGUUUAGAUAUGGCGAAGGAAAAGAGAGAGCAUUGAACCGACUCCAGGAAGAGAUGGAAAAAGCUAACACUACACCGUUCAUUGUACCAUUCGACCGAAACGCUAGAUUUGUUGGUCGUGAAUCGCAACUCGCCGAUCUGAGACGAAAACUCUUCGUCGGAGUGUCAAUUACAAAGGUCGCAAUCACAGGUUCGGGCGGUAUAGGCAAAACACAGCUGGCGCUCGAGUUGGCGUACAGAAUAAGAGAAGAGUUUAAGAACUGCUUAGUUUUCUGGAUACCUACAAGCGAUAUGGAGAGUCUUCAUCAAGCGUAUGCGUAUAUUGCUCAACGGCUUAGCAUUCCAGGCUGGGAUGAUGAAAAGGCAGAUGUCAAAAAGUUGGUUCAACUCUACUUAAGUAAAGAGAGCGCAGGGCAGUGGCUACUCGUAUUUGACAUCACGGACGAGGCAAGACUAGAAACCGCCGAGUCAUCUCAGGCAAUUAGCCUGAUCGAGUAUCUACCGGUGUCUGAUCAGGGGGCCAUCGUCUUCACAACAACUGACAGGAUAACGGCUGUCACGUUGGCGUUACAAGAUAUUGUGGAAUUGCCAGAGAUAGAACAGGAUUUAGCUCAAAGGAUGCUGAAAAUGUGUUUGAUCAGCCCGGCGAACGAGCAAGAGGUGGCGGAUCUCUUGCUCAAAGAGCUCGCUUACCUCCCUCUGGCUAUUGUGCAAGCAGCAGCCUACAUCAACUUCAACAAGAUAACGCUCAGACAAUAUCUAUUGCUACUAGCUGAGCAAAAGAAGAAAGUCGUUAAACCUAUCAGUAAAGAAUGUGAGAACGCUAUAGCUACGACUUGGCUUAUUUCGUUCGAGCAGAUUCGUCACCAAGAUACGCUGGCGGCUGAUUAUCUCCUCUUCAUGGCCUGUGUAGAUCCAACGGACGUUCCGCUAGCUCUUCUGCCGGCGACCUCGCCGCGCGAAAAGGGAAUAGACGCGGUAGGAACCCUCGACGCCUACUCAUUUGUCACCAAACGAACGGCUGAAUCAGCGCUCGACCUUCAUCGACUGGUGCAUCUCUCGACACGCAACUGGCUUAAAAAUCAGGAAUUGCUAAGCCAAUGGACUCAAGUUGCUAUUACACGUCUGCUUGAAGUGUUCCCAGACAGUAAUCAUGGGAAUAGAAGUAAGUGGAGACGAUUACUACCGCAUACUACGUUUGCUCUCUCAUUUGGUCACCUUAGACAAGAGAACGGGGCUAGGACGAACCUAGUAUAUAAAUAUGCUACGGCCCUGUUUAGUGACGGUCGGUUCAAUGAAGCAGAGCUAUAUUUCAAUGACGCUCUGCAGAGUUGGAAGGAGAUGUUUGGGCAGGAGUAUCCAAAUACGUUGACCAGCAUGGCUAUGUUGGCUUCGACAUACUGGAAUCAGGGACGUUGGAAGGAAGCCGAAGACUUGGAGGUACAAGUAAUGGAGACGAGUAAGAGGGUGCUUGGGCAGGAACAUCCAAACACGCUGACCAGCAUAGCCAACUUAGCUUCGACAUACCGGAAUCAGGGCCGUUGGAAGGAGGCCGAAGACUUGGAAGUGCAAGUAAUAGAGACGAGAAAGAAGGUGCUUGGGCAGGAGCAUCCAAACACGUUGACUAGCAUAGCCAACUUAGCUUCGACAUACAAGUAUCAAGGACGUUGGAAAGAGGCUGAGGAGCUACAAGCGACACAACUAGAGAUAUGCUCUAGGAAUCAGGGACGUUGGAAGGAGGCCGAAGACUUGGAAGUGCAAGUAAUGGAGACGAGAAAGAAAGUGCUUGGACAGGAACAUCCAGACACGCUGACUAGCAUAGCUAACUUGGCUGCGACAUACUGGAAUCAGGGCUGUUGGAAGGAGGCCGAAGACUUUGAGGUACAAGUAAUGGAGACGAGUAAGAGGGUGCUUGGGCAGGAGCAUCCAAACACGCUGACCAGCAUGACCAACUUAGCUUCGACAUACCAGUAUCAGGAACGCUGGAAGGAGGCUGAGGAGCUGCAAGCGACAGAACUAGAGAUAUGCUCAAGGGUACUUGGGCAGGAGCAUCCAGACACGCUGACCAGCAUGGCUAAUCUUGCCUUAAUAUGGAAAAGAAAUAGCCGAGAUAUAGAUGCCCUUAAGCUAAUGAAGCAAUGUGUAGAGGCACGGGCUAGAAUCUUAGGGGCUAAUCACCCUUAUACUUUGUCUUCCUCAACAAUGUUAGUUGUAUGGCAGACUGAGGAACUGGAGAUUAGUACCUCGGCUGAUAGAUAA